AAGAAGUAGUACGUUUAUUACAAAAUGGAUUUAUAUACUACGAAAUUAAUAUUGAAUUGAUGAUGGAAGGUUCCAUUAAACUCAAACGAUAUACCUCCCAGUGUUUCAACUUUCGGUUGGUUCCAUUCAAUAAGCCAAGCAAAUUAGUCAUACUAAACAAUAAUAUUAUCACUUAAUCAAAAUUACUAAUUGAAGUCAAAGAAGUCAAAUAUCAAUUGAUGAGCCAUUUCUGAACCGAGGUUGUAGUAUGAUUUAAAACACACAAAUUUAUCAAAUUUGGCGCGAAAGUGAAAAGAUGAGACAAUCUUAAGUGGGAUUACAUGAUACUACUCAUGGUCGCCUAUGAGGUCGGCAAGCCCCGUACAAGGAUGCAAAGAUAUCAGUAUUUACUAUUAAUCACAUGCACGCAAUCUGCAGCUGUAUAGUGCCCCUGAACCCAGUCUUGGAAAGGAGGAAGAGGAUCAACACAUUACAAUACAAAGGGCAGUCUUCAAUGAAGAAAGAGGGCGCAUGCCGCCCAUGUGUUUGAUGAAAGGUGUGGGAAGGUUUUAUGAGCAUUUAGUGCUACUCCCAACUACCUCCAUGCCCAAUCUAGCUACCUUCCUAUGCCCUACCCCCUCCCUCUCUAUAAUUAUGCCUUCCCUGCCCUGCGCUCCACUCCACUAACUCCCCACACGUCUCUCUUUUCUCUCUUCAAUUUUGUCAGUUCUGUAGGUUGUCCUGUUGCUAGGCAAGGUAAGUCAAGUCAAAGCCGCUGAUAUAUACACAUUAGUAUAUAACAUUGUCAUCUGUAUAUCAGGAAUUGAAAGAAUAUACAUAUUGUAAGAUAUAGUUGAAAUAUCAAUUUCAUGAUGAUGGAGGGCAAAGCAACUGUUACUUACCAAACAAACGCGGUCUUCUCCCCCAACAAUGCUGUGGGUAUGGCGGAUGGUAAUGCUGGCAGUUCUUCACAGGAGGACGAGAGAGGAAGCGCCGCCGCGGGGUUCCGCAGGGCGGAGACUCUGCUCCGCCUCUUUCCGAUGGCUCUGUGUGUGGUGGCGCUGGUUUUGAUGCUCAAGAACUCCCAAAGUAACACGGACUUUGGCUCCAUUUCUUAUUCUGACGUUGUGCCCUUUAAGUAUUUGGUGCACGCAAAUGGAAUAUGUGCGGGUUAUUCACUUCUAUCAGCCGUGGUUGCAGCCAUACCAAGGCCCUUCAGUAUGCCUCGUGCUUGGACCUUCUUCCUCCUUGAUCAGCUCCUUACAUACGUGGUACUAGCGGCUGGAGCAGUGGCAACUGAGGUGGUUUACCUGGACUACAAAGGGGACAGCGCCACCACAUGGAGUGAAAGUUGUGGGACGUUUGGCGGGUUUUGCCACAAGGCCACCACAUCCGUUGCGAUCACAUUCACUGUCAGCCUAUCUUAUGUCGCCAUUUCGCUCAUUUCUUCCUACAGACUCUUCAGCAAGUAUGAUGCUCCUGUUGUCUUGCACAAUAGCAAGGGCAUUGAAAUUCCCGCUUUCUGAUCGGAAGCUGAUAAGGCCGGCCAGCUUUGGUCAUCUGUCAUCUUAUACAUACACUUCAGUGUAUGCAUGUUUUGCAUUUGGCUUAGCUUAGAUACUUAACUAGCUGGUACGACACAAUGUUUAAAUAGUCGAAAAGUAUGUCACCCUUCAAGUUAUCAGAAUACUUUUUCCCUGUUUGUGCAUGGGGUGGGGCCGUGGGGGUUCAAGAGAAAUAGUCAAAAGUAUGUAACCAUGCUGUGUUGUUGUCAUAAUCUUGUCUUAAGAGACUGCAAAUAUUAUAACAUUUUGAUUACAUAUAUAACAAUUGCUGUUGUAUGUUGUACGUUUUUGUACUUGGUUGUGAGAAGGAUAUAUCUAUAUAUAUGUGAAAUAGUCGUAG
Messenger RNA from Cuscuta epithymum, 1884 nucleotides. The record is from the annotation of a GenBank genome assembly. Lineage: Eukaryota; Viridiplantae; Streptophyta; Magnoliopsida; Solanales; Convolvulaceae.